This is a messenger RNA of Sparassis crispa, 1743 nucleotides long. RefSeq lists its product as hypothetical. Gene Ontology annotation, molecular function: chromatin insulator sequence binding; metal ion binding. The coding region runs from base 1 to 1743 and encodes 580 amino acids. Gene Ontology annotation, biological process: regulation of transcription by RNA polymerase II. The transcript has 10 exons. NCBI's taxonomy places the organism in Eukaryota, Fungi, Basidiomycota, Agaricomycetes, Polyporales, Sparassidaceae. Gene Ontology annotation, cellular component: chromosome. The record is from RefSeq and is a predicted model, not a curated record.
AUGGUCUUUUGUGUUACUUGCGACAGGAGCUUCAAUAGUUACGAGGCAUACAGACAACACGCCCGAGACAAGAAGCAUGAGUACAAACCAUACCAGUGCGACACUUGUGACGUGGGACACGCCACCCAGGAUGAUUUGAAAGGGCACUACCGCACUAGCGAUGACCAUCCCUCGUGCGCUCGAUGUCCCGAAGCCUUCAAGGACCAGGCCCAACUUACCGCGCAUAUGACGGCAAUUCACUACAUCAAGUGCAACCCAUGCAACCUCACCUUCUACCGGGAAGACAUUCAGCUGCACUUCAGAGAGUCGGCAAAUCACCCCACAUGCGUCGUGUGUGGUGAUGGCUUUGAGACCGAUGUUCUUCAUCAGCAGCACACGACAUCAGCGCAUACCGACACACGAUGCGCACCCUGCAGUCGACUCUUCCGCACCAAGGAAUCUCUGCGGGAUCAUUACAGGGAUUCUCCCGCACAUCCGCACUGCGCUAUCUGUGGAGUUGGAUUCGAGAACGACGAGGCGUGCGAUGCACAUAUGACGCAGAACCAUCCUCCUCGGCGCGUCAUAGCCUCACCACCUCCCAGCAUCCGAACGCAAGUUGAGGCUAUACAGGACGCCGAUACCGUGUUGUCUGUUGCCACCACGCAGCUGCAGUCCUCGCAAUCUCCUCCUCUCCAGCCGUGUGACGACAACAGCAUAAGUCCUGAUGAGCCGCAGUCCGUCCUUCACCAGAGCACAAUGUCCGAGUAUUCUCACAGCAGCGCGCUGCGUACGGUCUCGGAGCCAGCCUUGCCCGCUGCUUCCUCUCUCGUCGGGGGUAACUUCGCGAACCAUGUGCCAGACAACAGACCAGCAUCUGAUGUAUCGCCGCCCUCGCUCACCUGUGUCGAACAAGACGAGGCAAGUAUACCGGGUAUCUCGUGCAACACGACUCCGAUUAUGUCUCAAAGGUCCCUAGAGUACACAGCAACAGGGAGCAUCGCUACGCAUCUGACGGGAAAUCCAACAGCGUCUCCUGUAUCUCAGGGUACCUUGGACUUUGUCUCAUUCCCGGGUUUGAGGGAAGAAAGUGCUCUCUCUGAGUCAUCUAUGUCGACGAGCUCUCUACACAUGUCUGAUCUAGUAUCGGAGACCAAAUCACCCGCAUUCGAGGAAGCUUCUCCUACACACUCUGUUCGACCUCUUCCGCUAUACCACAAUCCUAGUAGAGUGUCGCUCUCCCUUUCUGAGGCUCACCUGCGUGCAGCGUCUGAAGUGAAGGAGAUUGUUACCGCUCGUCCAGAGCCUUUGAUAAGCAGCGUCCUGGCCACUCCUUCGCAUACCGUGUCAGGGCAAGACUUCGGCCAGAUCAACACUAGCUUCAGUCCACUCGCGCAGGACCCCCAUUCGAGGCCGGCCAGUACUCUGCCGUCUCCCCCACUUUCCCCAGGGAGCCGCCGUAUGUCCGUCACGUCAGCUGCGUCUGUCCGCCGAGCACGGUCACGAUUGGCGACAUUGAGCGACACCGACGCUACCGUCCAGAAUGUGCCCGCUUCAACCGAGCGUGCCCCCUCGGCGUCGCGAACUCCGAAGGGGCUCUCUUGGCAUUGUCGGGUGUGUCUGAAGAACCCGUGCACGGAGCCUACUGCGACAAUGUGUGGACACAUAUUCUGCCACAGUUGUAUCAUUAAGGAGAUUGCAACGAAUAUGCAAUGUCCUGUAUGCAAGAAGUCCAUGCUGUUAAGACUGCACGUCGAGACGGACUAG